Molecule: messenger RNA, 1713 nt
Organism: [Torrubiella] hemipterigena
Lineage: Eukaryota; Fungi; Ascomycota; Sordariomycetes; Hypocreales; Clavicipitaceae
Source: the annotation of a GenBank genome assembly
AUGGUGGUCGUCCCCAAGAUUGCCAUUUUGGCCUCGCUUGCCAGCCUCAUUGUCGCGUCCCCCGUCGACACUACCAUCGGCAAGCUUGCCCUCUUCCACAAGCUCAAGGCUAUCCCCUCGCAGUGGCAGGAACGCGGCCAGGCCAACAAGGAUGCUACCAUCAAGGCCCAGAUCGGUCUGAAGCAGAGUAACAUUGACGGUCUCCAGGCCAAGCUCCUCGAUGUUGCCAACCCCGAGAGCCCCAACUACGGCAAGUGGUUGUCCAAGGAAGAGGUUGCCAAGUUCACCGCACCCCCCGAGGGCCACGUCGAUGCUGUCAAGGCCUGGUUGGCCUCUAACGGCAUCCACGAUGUCAACCAGCCCACCAACGACUGGAUCGAGUUCACUGUCCCUGUCUCGACUAUGGAGAAGCUCCUCGGCACCAAGUACAACUGGUACACCCACCAGGACUCCCCCAGCGCCAACGCUAUCCCCCGUACCACCGAGUACAGCGUGCCACAGCACCUCCACGACAAGAUUGGCAUGAUCACUCCUACCACUGCCUUCUACAACCCCGGCAAGGUCAUGGCUGAGGCUGCCACUGCCGACGAGACACACGACAAGCGCGCCACCUGCGACCCUACCAAGGCCGUCACUCCCGCUUGCAUCAACUCUCUCUACAACGUCGACUACACCAGCAAGGGCCAGUCUCUCGUUGCUUCGACUCUUCUUAUUGCCCUUGCUGCCUCGCACUCUGACUACUCUACCUUUGGUCAGAAGUACUCUCCUGGUCUCCAAGACUUCAAAGAUGUUUCUGUUUCAGGCGGCUCCAACCCCGGCUCUGGAGACCAGAACACUCUGCUUGAGGGCAACCUCGACACCCAGUACAUUGGUGGCGUUGCCAACCCCAACCCCAGCCAGCUUCUCGCUGUUGGCCCCGAGUCCAACUCUGGCUUCACUGACGAGAUUGCCAAUCUUGCUAGCUACCUGACCUCUUCCUCAAACCCCCCUACUGCUGUUUCCACCUCUUACGAUGGUGAGGAGCAGAACUUUGACGGCAGCUACAUGGACCGCGUCUGCAACGAGUUCAUGAAGGCCGGUGCUCAGGGUAUUUCCGUCUUCUUCUCUACCGGUGACUUUGGUGUCGGUGGUAUCGGCGAGCAGAGCUGCAACCAGGGCUUCUACGCCAACUGGCCCCCCAACUGCCCCUGGGUCACCUCCAUUGGUGGUACCCAGUACGACUCCAGUGGCAACGAGGUUGUUGCUGACUUCUCUCCUUCCAUUACCUCCCCCGGCGGUGGCUACUCUUGGCACUUUGAUGCUCCCGACUACCAGAAGAACGACACCACCGCCUUUGCCAACUCCCUCCAGGGUCAGGGCUACGACGGCUACUUCAACCCCUCUGGACGUGGAUACCCCGAUAUCUCUCUCGUCUCCAAGAACUACCUCGUCUACGUUAACAACCAGCUCCUCUACGCCCGUGGUACUUCUGCUUCUGCCCCCGCCUGGGCUGCCCUUACCUCUGUCCUGAACGACUACCGCAAGUCCAAGGGCCAGGGCAACCUUGGCUUCAUCAACCCUCUUCUCUAUGGCAAGGGCCGCUCUGCUGUCCGUGAUGUCACCAGCGGAAACAACCCCGGCUGUGGCACCAACGGUUUCUACGCUACCCAGGGCUGGGAUGCCGCCUCUGGUCUCGGAUCUUUUGACUUUGCCAAGCUCCGUGCUUUGCUUUAA